Dipodomys ordii (Ord's kangaroo rat) is the source of this 723-nucleotide messenger RNA. RefSeq names its product pterin-4 alpha-carbinolamine dehydratase/dimerization cofactor of hepatocyte nuclear factor 1 alpha (TCF1) 2 (gene Pcbd2). The record is from RefSeq and is a predicted model, not a curated record. Gene Ontology annotation, biological process: tetrahydrobiopterin biosynthetic process. The transcript has 3 exons. Gene Ontology annotation, molecular function: 4-alpha-hydroxytetrahydrobiopterin dehydratase activity. The coding region runs from base 65 to 328 and encodes 87 amino acids. NCBI's taxonomy places the organism in Eukaryota, Metazoa, Chordata, Mammalia, Rodentia, Heteromyidae.
AACUGUGGUGUCCUCAUAGUCUGCAGAUGUCCAGUGGCUGACAGCUGAGGAGAGGAACCAGGCUAUGCUCCCUCUGAAAGCAGCAGGAUGGUCGGAGUUAAGGGACAGAGACGCCAUCUACAAGGAGUUCUCCUUCAGAAAUUUUAAUCAGGCAUUUGGCUUUAUGUCUCGAGUGGCCCUGCAGGCGGAGAAGAUGAACCAUCACCCCGAAUGGUUCAACGUGUACAACAAGGUCCAGAUAACUCUCACCUCCCAUGACUGCGGCGGGCUGACCAGGAGAGAUGUGAAGCUGGCGCAGUUUAUUGAGAAAGUCGCCGCUGCGGUGUGACUGCCCCCUCGUGUGCGUGGAUCCGUGCUGAGCACAGGCGAGAGGCUGUGGCGGGCACCGCUCACCAACAGACGGCCUUGUAAACCCACUGGCAGUUUUACGUUUUGUAUAAUCAGUUCUUAAAUACAAAAUGAUCGAAACCUGAGCCUGAGGCAUUUUUUCAUUGUAUCUAUUCACAUACAUAUGAUAAACCAACCCAGGUAACUAUUAAGUUAUAGAAGUAGUGUUUUUAAAGACCAAAAAUUGGGAUAGGAGAAUGUUCACACGCUUUAUAAUCCAGAAAUUCAAAAUCAUGAUUUUUAUAGAUGUGUUAGAGAAUAGGUAUAUGUUAGAAAAAGAAUCAUAAUGGGGUUAUAUAGUAAUUCUUUUUUUAAUUUUUUUAUUUAUUUUUUAUU